GAUGAAGAUUGGAAAGUGGAUAGAAUUAGAUGAAGAGUUUUACUUUGAUAAAUAAGAUACUCAUGAUGGUUAAUAUAAUAAGAAUGGUAAGAAGGUAGGUAGAUGGGAUAUUAUGUAUUGUAAACCCUAUGAGUAGGAAUAUAAAUAAAUGUAUAUAUUAUAUAAGUUAUAAAGGGGGAAUAUAGUGGUGGUGGAUCAUAUGAUUAAGAAGGAAAUUAGGUAAAGAUUGGAAAGUGGGUAGAUUUAGAUGAAGGGUUUAACUUGAAUAAAUAAAUUACUCAAAAUGGUAAAUAAAAUAUGAAUGGUAUGAAGGUAGGUAGAUGGGAUAUUAUGUUUUAGUGAAUAUGAUGAUGAAAAUUAUAAAUAAAUGU
Paramecium sonneborni is the source of this 371-nucleotide messenger RNA. The record is from the annotation of a GenBank genome assembly. Lineage: Eukaryota; Ciliophora; Oligohymenophorea; Peniculida; Parameciidae.